AUGUCCUCAGAUCCGUACCAACAGGCUAAUGGCCUCGAAGACCUUUUUGAUGACGUUGACGACAUGCUGGAUUCCGCUGUGGCCACUCCUUUCGAGCAGAGUUUCAACGUGCCCGAUGAUGGUGACAAUGAGUUGAGCAUGUUGAUGAAUGAGGGUGGUGGUGACGAAGCUUUUGAUCUCAACGAACUGAAUGCGAGAGAGCUAGAUGUUGGCGAAAAGGCGGACAACGCCAUCGAUUACGAAGACAUUGGCGAUGACGAUUCUCUUCCCGACGAAGAGUUCAACCAAGAAACCGCCCCUCAGGUGCAUUCCGACCUGCUGCCAGGCAUCGAAGAUAGCGCUCUUGAUGGCUUGGAUGGCUUGGACGACGACGAUCUCUUCGGACCCUCAAGCCCAAUUCUCACUUCUCACGAGCCUCAGCCUGUCGUCGCGCCGUCGAAACCUGUUGACAAGGCGCUCCCAGACGCAGAUCAAGACUCGGAUCUUGCCUCGGAUCAUGCAGAAGAUGACAAUCAAGAUAUUUCCAUGUUACAAUCGGACGUUGACGACAUUGAAGAUGCACAGUAUCGGAUUCAGCUGGCACUCUUUGCACAAUCCGGCAGUGGGUACGCUCCAACCACCGAGCAGGAAAACAUCGAGGAGUGGCUCAAGCUCGAAUUUCCAAGUUUCAAGCGUGAUGAGAACCCUUACUUCAACAAACUCUUUCCUCCAAGACUGCAAAAUUGGUCGGCUAAAACCCCGGUGAAGCCUCCCAAACCGAUUCGCCCUGCUAAGGUCAAUCUCGAGAUCGAACAGGACCAAAAGACAGCUUUCAAUUCCUCCCUUCCAGUCACGGCAGCCGUUUCUUCAUCAGAUGUCGUCAAGACCAAGGAACCUGUGGUCCAUGAGGUACAAGAGUCUUCGGACGAAUCCGACGAUGAUGAGCCUCUGCCAAAUGGAAUGUCUAUGCGCGAUCUUGAGUUCAUCUGUACCAAUUUCGACACCCUUUCCCAGCUUGCCCUCUCCGACGAGGAGAUUGUGGAAGAGCCUCGAAUUGUUGAUAGCGACGACGAGAUGUUUGGGUUCGAUGAUUUCGGCGAUAUCGAGCGCCCGCACAAAAAGCGUCGUCUUGGUUUGGAUCCACAUGCCAUCGUCUCUAUCCAUGAGAUCGAUGUUCGGUCUUUCGAUGAUCCUGAAAGAUAUACUGCCAAACUGGCCGCAAAGGUCGUGCUCGAUCUCAACGACCCCCAACUGCUUGUGGAGGAGGUUGAUGCGGAGGCUCUCAAAGCCAAAGCUCGUCCUGGAGAGAAAGUACCCGCUGUCAAGACGCUUAAAGAUCGUCUACGACACCGGUUCAAAACUUCGAACGACGCCGAAUAUGACCUCCUCAAACAGAACCACCAAUCCAAGGUGCGGAAUCAAUUGUCCAGCAUAAAUAUAGAACAUUCUGUGCCCGCAAAACGCCUCCAAUACCCAUAUUACCAAGUUCGACUGUCCAUACAAGACUUGCGCAAUUACCAUCGGAGGCGGAUGCAUUUCAAGCACAAUAUCUCUUUCAGUCCAGUCAACAAGAUCAAAAGAAAACAUCAGAAAGGCAAGACCGUGGAGCAAUUGUAUGCAACAACAAAGCAUCUCUCCAUGGGAGACAACUCUUCUACACUCCUGCUUGAGUACUCAGAGGAACACCCUUUGAUGCUCUCACAGCCGGGGAUGAGUAGUAAGGUCAUUAACUACUACAGAAAGCGUGCUGCAGAUGAUUCCUUUCGUCCCAACAAGCACGACAUCGGUGAAGCAACUGUACUGCUACCUGAGGACAAGUCACCCUUCCAUGUUUUUGGACAUAUAGAGCCUGGCGAGACCAUCAGUGCCCUUUACAAUUCCAUGUAUCGGGCCCCGAUCUUCAAACAGGACCCCGCGUCACAUGAUUUCAUGGUUCUGCGAGAGUCUACAGGCCAAGAUGGACAGAGACAUUACCUGCGCAAUCUAGACAAUGUUUGUGUUGUUGGUCAAGAGCUUCCUUCAACCACGAUUCCCGGCACUCAUUCUCGCAUGGUCACCACUGCCUCGAAAAACCGACUGAAGGCUAUUUCUUACCGAAUGGCUCGCCGCAAGAAAACUCAAAGAAUUCGGGUGGAAGAAGUCACCAAGCAUUUCCCGGACACAACCGAUAUGCAGAAUCGACAGAAGAUGAAGGAAUUCAUGGUCUUCAGCAAGGAACACAAAGAAUGGGAAAUGAAACCAGGCGAGACCAUACCGGAUGAGAAGACCAUUCAAACCAUGAUUCGGCCUGAAGAUAUUUGUCUACUCGAGUCAAUGCAGGUCGGAGCUCAAUACCUGCAAGAUGCUGGCUAUGCUGAUAACGAUGAUGAUGAUGACAAGGAUAAAGAUAAUGACAACGAUAGUAUUGAACAGCAGCUCGCACCAUGGCGAACGACCAAGAAUUUCAUGCAAGCCACUCAAGGCAAAGCUAUGCUGAAAUUGUUUGGGGAAGGUGAUCCCUCUGGACGUGGAGAAGCAUUCUCCUUUAUCAAAACAAGCAUGAAGGGUGGAUUCCGACCCAUCGGAGGUUCUGCGCAAGAUGCAAUCACUCUGAAGAAAGAACUCGGUGGCCACAGCUACAACGUGGCUCGCCAGCAAAGGUCUUAUGAAGAGUCGAUUCGUGGUAUAUGGGACAAACAGAAAGCCAGUCUUGGCUCGAAGAUAGAACCUUCAGACCUCGAUAUGGACGGUGAUGUUGAUAAUCAAGAAGACAGAUACAAUGAACGGUCAAGUAUGCGUGCGAACUCAGUCUCUGGAACCCAUACCCCCGCCCCCGGUCGGCGCAGAGAUGAUGAGACCGGAACAUCUUUCAGCAAACGCAGUCUUGCGAGCCAAGGGCAAAGCACCAAGUGUUUGCAAAUAUUUCGCACUGUGGUCCGUGAUGGCAAGGAGGUUGAUGAAAUUCAAUAUGAGAAUGAUCCUGCCGUUAUCAAACAGUAUAUGAGGAUCAAAGAAAUGGAAGAAGCGCAGGCCACCAGGUUUGUGUCCAGAACAGCCCGCCACGAGUUAAGCUUACAUGUGUCUAGUCUCCAAGACAUCCAACCCACCGGCAAUGCUGACCACGAUGCUCGGAACAAGAAACGGCAAGAAUAUCCCUUUUCCACAAACGCCCACGUUUCUUUUCUUGUACUAACGAUGUUUAGACUCGAGGAAGCUCUCGCCAAACUCGAAAAGAAUGCUGCUCGUCGAAAGCAACGAACGAAAGGAAAGGGCGCGGCAGAUGCGACCUCACCCGGAGGCACUGCAAUGUCGCCAGAUGCCGAUGGUGGUGCCCCAGGAGGAAAGAACACCCAGCCAACGCAACGCAAGUGCGCGAACUGUGGACAAGUCGGUCACAUCAAGACCAACAAAAAGUCAGUCAUGUGCAACAAUUGCAACCUUCCCUUUGAUCGCAAGUUGGGACUGCUGGGCCUAGCACCAAUAUUUGAAGAAGUUGAGGCUUUCUAA
This is a messenger RNA of Exophiala bonariae, 3465 nucleotides long. RefSeq lists its product as uncharacterized. The record is from RefSeq and is a predicted model, not a curated record. Gene Ontology annotation, biological process: RNA polymerase II preinitiation complex assembly; transcription by RNA polymerase II. Lineage: Eukaryota; Fungi; Ascomycota; Eurotiomycetes; Chaetothyriales; Herpotrichiellaceae. Bases 1 to 3465 code for a protein of 1154 amino acids. Gene Ontology annotation, cellular component: transcription factor TFIID complex. Gene Ontology annotation, molecular function: TBP-class protein binding; RNA polymerase II general transcription initiation factor activity; RNA polymerase II general transcription initiation factor binding. The transcript has a single exon.